AUGACCGUGCUGAAGCUGUCCCUCGUGGCUUUCAGCUUCGUCUUCUGGGCGGCGGGGCUGACCAUGCUCGUCGUCGGCCUCUGGGCCGAGGUGCGGCUGGGGGGCUACGUGGCGCUGUCGGCCGGCGACACCCCCGGCGCCCCCGCCAUCCUCCUGGCCACCGGCACCGCCGUCAUGAUCUGGGCCUUCCUGGGCUGCUUCGGCGCCGCCGCCGAGCACCGCGGCCUCCUGCGCACCUACGGCGCCUUCCUGGCGGCCGUGCUGUUGGCCGCGCUGACCGCGGGGCUCUCGGCGCUCGUGUACCGCCAGGACAUCGCGCGGGGCUUCCGGGAGGGGCUGCGCCAGGCCCUGAGCGCCUACGGCGAGGACGAAGGGAAGGCGGACGCCCUGGACGCUUUGCAGCGCGCGUUGGGCUGCUGCGGUGUGGAGAGCUACCGGGACUGGCUCGCCUCGCCCUGGGCGCUCCAGCAGAACGCCUCGGUGCCGCUCAGCUGCUGCCGGGCCCGGCGGGGCUGCCCGCUCAGCCCGGCCGGCGCACGCGGCCUGCACCCGGAGGGCUGCUUCGGCAAGGUCUCGGCCUUUGUCAGCAGCAACAUGUUCUGCGUUGCCACCGCUGCCCUGGGGCUGGCGGUGCUGCAGGUCGUCGGCAUCGUGCUGGCGUGCCUGAUGGCUGCCCGCGUCCCUGCUCGCGUUACCGCUCCGCACUGA
Messenger RNA from Centrocercus urophasianus (Greater sage-grouse), 708 nucleotides. RefSeq names its product tetraspanin-7-like. The coding region runs from base 1 to 708 and encodes 235 amino acids. The record is from RefSeq and is a predicted model, not a curated record. The transcript has a single exon. Gene Ontology annotation, cellular component: membrane. Lineage: Eukaryota; Metazoa; Chordata; Aves; Galliformes; Phasianidae.